AUGGCCUGUCCCAUCAGUGUCAGCAAGUUCGUUGGCACCGUGUCCCUCGGCCUGCUUACGGGCCUCUCCUACUCAACCUCAGCAAUCACCAUCCCCGCCCUUCAGCUCCUUCCCACGGCAACCACAGCCGCCCGCUCCCUCAACGAAGUCAAGCGCCUGAGUCGCCGCUACGCCCUCCGUCUCUCCUUCCUGACCAACUCCUGCUUCUGCUUCGCAUGGUGUCUUUCCUCCCCACGUCGCCGACACCCCUACAUGGUCUGGCUGUGGGCCUUCUCUACCCUUAGUGCGCACGGCGUGGACUUCUGGUUCAACCGCCACCUCGGCUUCAAGAACUGGGUUUCCACGGUUAUCCGGGAUGUGUCGCAUUUCUCAUUGACGGAGGCUAAGAAGGAUGAGGAUCUGGUGGUGGUUGAGACUGAGGAUGAGGUCAAUGGGGAGACUGUGCAGCGUGAGAUGGGACGGGAGCGAAACUUGCACCGUGUGCGCGCUUGGUUGUCGGGCAUUGCCCUGUCCAUUGGCAUUGUUGGGCUUUGGGGGGAUAAGCUCUACAUCCUCUUCCAGAUCACCAAAUCUCUUCUAUCUCCCUUGAGAUCCAUCCCAGGUCCCUUCUGGGCACGCUUCAGCAACCUCUGGUACUUCAACCGUCUCCGGAAGGGCCGCUUCGAGCACGAAAACAUCGCUCUACAUCAGGAAUAUGGCCCCAUCGUCCGUCUAGGUCCAAACCACUACAGCAUCAGUGAUGCCACGUCCGUGAAAAAGAUCUACGGCCCAGGCUCCAAGUUCGCCAAGUCGGCUUGGUAUGAUUCCUGGAAACAUCCUGCACAGUGGACGGUCUUUUCCGACCGGGAUAUCAAGAGACAUUCCGAAACCAGGAAACGUUUCACCAGCUUAUAUUCCAUGACCUCACUCGUCCACUACGAGCCGUUCGUGGACCACUGUGCAGAUUUAUUCUCCGAGCGACUCAACGAUUUUGCAGAGAAUGGUAAAAUAUUCGAUCUCGGCUAUUGGUUCCAGUGCUAUGCCUUUGACGUGAUAGGCAAUAUCACGUUCGGAGAACGAUUUGGUAUGUCUUUAGAUCUAGGUUACAAGCACAAGCUAAUGGAUACAGGGUUCCUGGACGAAGGUCGCGAUAUUAACGGGGCCAUCUCGGCCUUGCACAGGGUUAUCAUGCAUAGUACUCUCAUCGGCGUGUAUCCAGAAUGGCACCCGCGGCUAUUUGGAAUACUCAGCAAAUUCAAAUCAUCCGGUGCAGGGGGGCGGGCAUACUUUAUCAAAUUCGUGCAAGAAAAGCUCAAACUGCGUGAUAAAGUGGGUGUCGAAUCUGAGGGACGGACCGAAGAUUUUGUUGAAAAGAUGAUGAUUGCCCGCGCCAAAGACCCCGAGAAAGUCACGGAUUAUCAUCUCUUCAUAAUGGGCCAGUCAAAUGUCAUGGCAGGUUCAGAUACCACGGCAAUCAGUCUCUCGGCUAUAAUGUGGCAUCUAUUAAACUACCCCGACACACUACGAAAGCUGCGCGAUGAACUAGACGAGUUCACGUCACAAGGACGAUGCGGUGCAUCUCCCAGUUUCAAAGAAACUCAGGAAAUGCCCUACUUCCAAGCUGUCAUUAAAGAGGCACUGAGAAUGCAUGCGGCAACAGGUCUUCCUAUGUGGAGAACCGUUCCAGAAGGUGGUGCUGAGAUCCACGGCCGGUUCAUGUCUGAGGGGACCGUUGUCGGUAUCAAUACUUGGGUUGCGCAUUAUGAUGAGUCUGUUUUCCCUGAUGCGAGGACUUUCAGGCCGGAGAGGUGGAUUGAAGCUGAGAGUUGGCCAGAGAAGCUGAAAGAAAUGAAUCAGAUGUAUAUGCCGUUUGGUCUCGGGUCGAGAACUUGUCUUGGAAAACAUAUCUCGAUUCUUGAAAUGUCAAAGGUGAUUCCUCGGCUGGUGCAGGAAUUCGACUUCGUUCCCUUGAGGAAGACGUGGCGAACGGAGAACUUCUGGUUCGUCAAGCCUGUUGACUUUGAGGUCCAGGUUCAACGACGUAUUCAAAAGUCAUGA
This is a messenger RNA of Penicillium salamii, 2037 nucleotides long. Lineage: Eukaryota; Fungi; Ascomycota; Eurotiomycetes; Eurotiales; Aspergillaceae. The record is from the annotation of a GenBank genome assembly.